AUGAAUCAAUAUUAUGGGAAACAGCUUAAAUUACUUAAAAUUGAUGAAAGUUUACACUCACGACUUAUAGCAAUCACAACAGCAGCUAAGUUAACAGUUUUAGAAAGACUGGGAUCAAUGGGGUUGGUAUUUCCAAAGUCAUCUUCAAGACUAUCACCAAUAAUUAAAAAACAAUCAAACAAACUUGAAGCUAUUCCAUUAUAAAUGGCUAAGCAAUCUUGCUAUUGUAGCUACCAUCAAAUAUUUAAUCUCUUUAAAUCAGCAUAUUGAAGAAAAACACAGAGAGCAUUCACUAAAAGAAUUUCGCCACCAGAAAGAAACUCUUAAGCAUAAGCUAGAAUAUGUUGAAGACUCGAUUUCGCUGUUUAAAGAAUCCCCAAAAAUUGUUAAAGUUCCUUCUACUGCAGAUAAAAAGGAAGAAGAAAAACUCAAGCAAGAAAAAGCUGCAGAGUUCGCCAAAAAGCUUCAAGAGGAGCAAAUAAAUAGAAUGAAAAGGCUUAAAGAAAGAGAACAAAAAAUAAUUAAAAAAUGAGAAUCUGAAGAGAAUAAAAAGCAAUUAGAAUUGAUGGUGCUAGAGCAAAAGAUAUUGGAAGAGAAAGAAAAAAGAUUAAGAGACUUGCAAUUAAGAGGAGAGCUAAGGCGAGAACAAUUAAAACGAGCUAAAAGCGAAAUGAGAGGAGUAAGGAAUAGCGAUGUGCUUUAUAAGAAAAUUGAGAAAAAGUUCGAAGAAAAUGUAAUUAUUCCUGACUCCCACGUUUAAAUUGGAACAUAAAAUUCAGUUCCAAUUUAGUAUUUUUUACUUUAAAAUUUAUAUUUUAUAAAAUUUUAAAAAUUAAAAAUCACUUUUAAUUUAUUUUUAUGAGAAAUUAAUUCGGAAAACAGUGAUUUAGUGUGGAGACUUUUAAAUAAUAUUCUAACUGCAUUUUUUUCUAUUAAAUAGGUCAACCAAUUUUAUAAUAUAACCUAAAAUUUUCUAUUAAAAAAAUGAUCCAGUUUAACGGGGGUUUAAGCACCCAAAAAAUGGAAAUUUUACCAAUAUUCUGUUCAAAUUUAAAUGGGGGAGUGAGCUUGAACGAAGAAAAGAAGAGCUAGCUAAAAAACGAGAAUUAUUUUCACCAAAACGAAAUGAAGAAAAGGAUGGAAUCCAUAAAGAAAGUUCAGAGCAGCUGAAUACAAUUAAAGAAAAAGUGCUUGAAAGCAGCUUGAAAACUUAUAGAUUACACAGAAUUCCCGAGGUGAUUAUACAAGAUAAAGAAGAGCUAAAAAAGUUUGAAAAAGAAGCUGAAGAAAAGAGAAUUUUGAUAGAAAAAAGAAAAAAGUAUGGAGAAAUGAUUAAAGAAUAUCACGCACCUGAAAUAGACCCUUUUAAGAAAAAAGAAAUGGAAUUAAUUAGACUUCGCUUGAAUUUUCCAUCACAAAAACGAGGUUUUUUAAAAUCUGUUGUUCAUAGGAGCCAUUCCGUAAAAAACUUUCAAAAACAAGCUAUGAGCGACUCAGGAUCUCCAUCCAAAUUUCAGCCAUCUCAUAGAUUACGAGAAAUAAAUUCCAGCGAUCAAAAACAAAGAGCAAUCCCCAAAGAUUAUUUAAAAGAGCAACGAGCCAUUCGAGAGCAAUUUCAAAAUUCACACAAGCAAGCCCAAAGCUUUAGCAUUGACUCGAGUGAGCCAGAGACUUAUCACUCAGUCUAUCAAAAGGUGAAAAUGUUGGAAUCAAAAGCUUUGGAAACUGAAAAAAUUCUUCAAAAUUCAAAAUUUUCCAACCGAAUUUCUGUACGCGAAUUAAAUGCUGAAAAAGAAUUAAACGAAAUAAUUCUACAGAGCAUAAAAUCAAAACUAAGUUUAUUAAUGUAA
This is a messenger RNA of Blepharisma stoltei, 1850 nucleotides long. The record is from the annotation of a GenBank genome assembly. NCBI's taxonomy places the organism in Eukaryota, Ciliophora, Heterotrichea, Heterotrichida, Blepharismidae.